GGGGGCGGGGGGAGUUCCGGUUCCGGUUCUUUGUGCAGCUGCAGCAGCGGCUCCGGGAAAGAUGGCGGCCCGGGCGGGUUUCCAGUCUGUGGCUCCGAGCGGCGGCGCCGGAGCUUCAGGAGGGGCGGGCGCGGCGGCUGCCCUGGCUCCGGGCGGGACUCCGGGGCCUCCGGUGCGAAUGGGCCCGGCGCCGGGUCAAGGGCUGUACCGCUCCCCGAUGCCCGGAGCGGCCUAUCCGAGACCAGGUAUGCUACCAGGCAGCCGAAUGACACCUCAGGGACCUUCCAUGGGACCCCCUGGCUAUGGGGGGAACCCUUCAGUCCGACCUGGCCUGGCCCAGUCAGGGAUGGACCAGUCCCGCAAGAGACCUGCGCCUCAGCAGAUCCAGCAGGUCCAGCAGCAGGCGGUCCAAAAUCGGAACCACAAUGCAAAGAAAAAGAAGAUGGCUGACAAAAUUCUACCUCAAAGGAUUCGUGAACUGGUACCAGAAUCCCAGGCCUAUAUGGAUCUCUUGGCUUUUGAAAGGAAACUGGACCAGACUAUCAUGAGGAAACGGCUAGAUAUCCAGGAGGCCUUGAAACGUCCCAUCAAGCAAAAACGGAAGCUGCGAAUUUUCAUUUCUAACACUUUCAAUCCGGCUAAGUCAGAUGCCGAGGAUGGGGAAGGGACGGUGGCUUCCUGGGAGCUUCGGGUAGAAGGACGGCUCCUGGAGGAUUCAGCCUUGUCCAAAUAUGAUGCCACCAAACAAAAGAGGAAGUUCUCUUCUUUUUUUAAGUCCUUGGUGAUCGAACUGGACAAAGACCUGUAUGGGCCAGAUAACCAUCUGGUGGAAUGGCACAGGACCGCCACUACCCAGGAGACAGAUGGCUUCCAGGUGAAGCGGCCAGGAGACGUGAAUGUACGGUGUACUGUCCUGCUGAUGCUGGAUUACCAGCCUCCUCAGUUUAAAUUAGACCCUCGUCUGGCUCGGCUGCUGGGCAUCCACACCCAGACCCGUCCAGUGAUCAUUCAAGCACUGUGGCAAUAUAUCAAGACGCAUAAGCUCCAGGACCCACACGAGCGGGAGUUUGUCAUCUGUGACAAGUACCUCCAGCAGAUCUUUGAGUCUCAGCGUAUGAAGUUUUCAGAGAUCCCCCAACGGCUCCACGCCUUGCUUAUGCCACCAGAGCCCAUCAUCAUUAAUCAUGUCAUCAGUGUUGACCCGAAUGAUCAGAAAAAGACAGCUUGUUAUGACAUUGAUGUGGAAGUGGAUGAUACCUUGAAGACCCAGAUGAAUUCUUUUCUGCUGUCUACUGCCAGCCAGCAGGAGAUUGCUACUCUAGACAACAAGAUCCAUGAGACGAUAGAAACUAUCAAUCAGCUGAAGACCCAGCGAGAGUUCAUGCUGAGCUUUGCCAGAGACCCUCAGGGUUUCAUCAAUGACUGGCUUCAGUCCCAGUGCCGGGACCUCAAGACCAUGACUGAUGUGGUGGGUAACCCAGAGGAAGAGCGCCGAGCUGAGUUCUACUUCCAGCCUUGGGCACAGGAGGCCGUGUGCCGAUACUUCUACUCCAAGGUGCAGCAGAGACGACAAGAAUUAGAGCAAGCCCUGGGAAUCCGAAACACAUAGGGCUUCUCCCACAGCCCUGAUUGGCUGCACCGAUUUCUUUAUUGGGGCCCUGUGCUGCCUGCCUCAUAGCACCUGCCUUGGUCUU
This is a messenger RNA of Globicephala melas (long-finned pilot whale), 1694 nucleotides long. It is a transcript of the gene SMARCD1, whose product is annotated as SWI/SNF related BAF chromatin remodeling complex subunit D1. Gene Ontology annotation, cellular component: SWI/SNF complex; nucleus. Lineage: Eukaryota; Metazoa; Chordata; Mammalia; Artiodactyla; Delphinidae. Gene Ontology annotation, biological process: regulation of transcription by RNA polymerase II. Gene Ontology annotation, molecular function: transcription coregulator activity. The record is from RefSeq and is a predicted model, not a curated record.